CCCCCGCAGCCCGAGGCGGAGCCGGGGCCGCGCCCGGGAUCCGGGACAGAGCCGGGCCGCGGCUACCGCAGGGACGGAGCGGGCCGAGGGGGGCCGCGGGGGGCAGGGCGCGGGGGGUCUCGCUGUGAUGGCGCCGCGCCGGUACCUCGGCAGGGGCAGGUCGAGGGCUCACAACGGCACCGGGGACCGUGUGUACGGGCACCGGGGUGGCACCACGAAGGCACUGGCACCGGGACUCGGGCGGCCCGUCCCCAGCCUAGGGGCGCAGCGCUGCGGCCUCUUCCGCCUCCCCCCGCGGCCCUGCAGCAGCCCCUCGACAGUGGCACAGAAGCCGGGCGGGCAGCCCCCGGCCAUCAGCAGUGGCCCCGUGCCUCAGAGCCUGGAGAUGGUCUCUGAGUACGUGCAGAAGAACCGCGGCGCGCUGGUGUUCUUCAAGGCCCAGCCCCAGCUGUGCCUGCGGGUGGGCGACCUGGAGGGGACGUUGUACGAGGGGCAGGACGAGCUGCUGCGGUGGUGCCAGGCGCUCUACCUGCCGCAGCCCACCCGGAUGAUCGUGGUGGGCACGGUGGAUGACGUGCCCUGCCUGGCCACGGGGCAGCAGCUCGUCAUCCUCGUCGCGGAGAGCGGCGACGUGUAUGCCUACGAGGAGGAGACGCUGCACAAAGUGGCCCGGAGCUUCGCCGAGUUCUUGGAGAUAGGGCUGCAGCUCCUGGGGAAGGAGGUGUACUGCUGCGGAGAGCACAUAGUGCCUCUGGGUGAGGAGGAGCGGGACAAAGACCCAACAGUCCAGCAGAUCAGAGAGAACGUCAAUAAAUUCAUUAAGAAAGGGGAGGAAGAGUUCCAUAGCCUGUUGAAGCUACUGGAGGCUGAGCCUGCUGUUGCUUGUUAAAACUGUGGGGGGGACAGGGAGAUACGGGGAACCGUACUUCCAAAUCUUGGCGCUGUAAAAUUGCAUUUCUUAAAUGCUUCAGUGGUGUCAAACUGCAUUUUAAGGGAUAAUUUUUUGGGAGCAACUCUGGAAGUGAGUACCAGAAGCUUUGUAUUGAUUUAAGCAUGUAAAAAGCGUGUGGCUUUUGA
Molecule: messenger RNA, 1077 nt
Organism: Anas platyrhynchos (mallard)
Lineage: Eukaryota; Metazoa; Chordata; Aves; Anseriformes; Anatidae
Source: RefSeq, a predicted model, not a curated record